Zingiber officinale is the source of this 2050-nucleotide messenger RNA. Its product is annotated as calcium-dependent lipid-binding protein-like. The transcript is spliced from 11 exons. Lineage: Eukaryota; Viridiplantae; Streptophyta; Magnoliopsida; Zingiberales; Zingiberaceae. Gene Ontology annotation, cellular component: endoplasmic reticulum. Bases 263 to 1795 code for a protein of 510 amino acids. The record is from RefSeq and is a predicted model, not a curated record. Gene Ontology annotation, molecular function: lipid binding.
UCAAAGCAACGCCAUCCGAUGCCUCUCUGUUUCCUUUCCAUCUCAUAACGCCGACAACUCACUCGACUAGUCGACUUCCCUUCCACUCUUCCGUCGCUUCCUUCCUUCCUUCCUUCCUUCCGUAACGCUUCGAUUUCAUUAGGUUUCCCGUCGGCGAAGGAUCGGAUCUCGGACGUGUACGACUUCCCGAUCCGAUCGGGUUGUUCUUCGAUUGGAUAGGUGGUUUUGCUGGAAUUCGUGAGAGGAGAGGCGGAAGGCGGGGAUGGGGCUGCUCUCUGGGUUGGUCAUGGGGGCGAUUGUCGGGAUCGCGCUGAUGGCCGGGUGGGCACGCAUGAUGAGGCGUCGCAGCUCUAAACGCGUCUCCAAGGCUGCUGACAUAAAACUUCUUGGGUCUCUAACAAGGGAUGACCUGAAGAAACUUUGUGGUGAUAAUUACCCUGAAUGGAUUUCAUUUCCUGCGUUUGAACAGGUGAAAUGGCUAAACAAGAUGUUGGGUAAAUUGUGGCCUUAUAUUGCAGAUGCAGCAACACUGGUAAUUAGGGAAACAGUUGAACCAUUACUGGAUGAUUACCGUCCUGCAGGAAUAACUUCACUUAAGUUUAGCAAGCUAUCUCUCGGGACAGUGCCACCUAAAAUUGAAGGUAUCCGAGUUCAAAGUCUCAAGAAAAGUCAAAUUACAAUGGAUAUAGAUUUCCGAUGGGGUGGAGAUUUAAGCAUAAUUCUUGCAGUUGAAGCACUUGUUGCAUCACUUCCUAUUCAGUUAAAAGAUCUCCAGGUCUUUACGGUCAUUCGUGUUAUAUUUCAACUUUCUGAAGAGAUACCCUGCAUUUCUGCUGUUGUUGUUGCACUUCUUGCUGAGCCAAAGCCUAGAAUAGAUUAUACAUUGAAGGCUGUGGGAGGGAGCCUCACUGCAAUUCCUGGCCUUUCAGACAUGAUUGAUGAUACUGUCACUUCAAUUGUCACUGACAUGCUUGAAUGGCCCCACAGAAUUGUUGUUCCACUCGGUGGAGUAGAUGUUGAUGUUAGCGAGCUAGAGCUUAAACCACAAGGAAAACUCACAGUAACAGUUGUCAGAGCAAAUAGUCUAAAGAAUCAAGAAUUAGUGGGAAAAUCUGAUCCAUAUGUGGUUUUAUAUGUUCGCCCAGUAUUCAAAGUGAAAACAAAGGUAGUCGACGACAAUCUCAGCCCUGUAUGGAAUGAAACAUUUGAACUGCUUGCUGAAGACAAGGAAACACAAUCUAUUAUUUUUGAGGUUUACGAUGAAGACAAUCUUCAACAAGACAAGAAAAUGGGAAUCGCAAAAUUAGGCUUGCAAGAAUUGGAACCUGAUGUCACAAAAGAAAUUGAACUAAACUUGCUUGCAUCACUAGAUACACUAAAGGUCAAGGAUAAAAAGGACAGAGGGAGUCUUACCAUAAAGGUACUGUACCAUCCAUUCACAAAGGAGGAGCAGCUGGCGGCGCUGGAGGAAGAAAAGAGGAUUUUGGAGGAGAGGAAGAAAAUGAAGGAAGCUGGGCUCAUCGGAAGCACGAUGGACGCACUCGGCGGCGCAGCUUCCCUAGUCGGUUCAGGGGUCGGGCUGGUCGGCACCGGCAUCGGAGCAGGCGCCGGGCUGGUCGGCUCCGGUAUCGGUGCAGGCGUCGGUCUGGUUGGCUCCGGCCUCGGCGCUGGCGUCGGGCUGGUCGGGAGUGGGCUAGGCGCCGUGGGCAGAGCCGGGAAGUUCAUGGGCAAGAAUGUGACGAGCCAGUUCAGCAGCUCCAAGAAGAAUGGCCACACUGAUGCGAGUGCAAGUUGACAACCUCAAAUUUCUUCACGGAUGGCGGUCGAUGCGACAGUGUGAUAUGUGCAAAUGUUCAAUUCGGUUUCUUCUAUGUAUGAAUGAUUCGUAGCUGUUGAGAGUCCGAGGUUCGAUCUUCGUUCUUCGAUGUAAUAUUAGUAGCUGAAGUGGUUCAAUUUCCCAAGAGUCUGAAGUAACUAAACAUGAACCGAGUUGUAAACAGUUAGAGCUAUUGGAUAGGCCAUGCAUAGUGGUCCGUCAAAAUUCUUUAUA